CCAUGCUGGGCCGGGAGGCCAGGCUCCCCCACGAGCUGAACAGCCGCCGCCAGCCGAGGCAGCCCUGCCAGGAGGCCGUGCCCCUGCGGCCCGGAGCGCGCCAGGAGAGCGACGGCGGCCUGGAGGCGCUCGGCGGCUCGGCGCCCGAGGCCAGGCCGGGCCGCAGGGCGCAGCCGGCGCGGGGCCGGAGGAGCCGCCGGGCCGAGCCCAGGGAGGCCAAGGGCCGGGAGGCAGAGACCGUCGCCUUCAUCCCGGGCGCGGCCGAGGCCGCCCCCGGCCGGGGCUCCUGCUGCUCCUCGCUGUCCCAGGCCUGGAGCACCUACAAGGCCGUGUUCUGCUGCAUCCUGACCUGCGGGAGCCGCUUCCGCGACUGCGGCGUCUGCGUCCCGCAGCCGGGGCCCGCCGAGGCCCCCUGCGACGAGGGCAAGAACGGAGACUGCAAGGGGCGGCCGGCGCACAGCCCCGGCGGCGCCGCCCCCGCCGAGAGGAACGGCAGCCGGGUCAAGAAGUCCAGCGUGGGCAGCAGCUUCAGCUACCCGGACGUGAAGCUGAAGGGCAUCCCCGUGUACCCCAACAGGAGCCCCGGCCGGCAGCCCGAGCCCGAGCCCUGCUGCCCGGAGCCGCCGGCCGAGAAGGCGCGGCGGGGCGGCGCGGUGCCGGCCGGCAGCCCCCGCGGCUCCGAGGAGUAUUACUCCUUCCACGAGUCCGACCUGGAGGCCGGGGAGCUGGGGGGCUCCAUGUCCAGCCGGCAGAUCGACGUGCUGAUCUUCCGCAAGCUGACCGAGCUCUUCAGCGUGCACCAGAUCGACGAGCUGGCCAAGUGCACCUCCGACACCGUCUUCCUGGAGAAGACCACCAAGAUCUCCGACCUCAUCAACAGCAUCACGCAGGACUACAACCUGGACGAGCAGGACGCGGAGUGCCGGCUGGUGCGCGGCAUCAUCCGCAUCAGCACGCGCAAGAGCCGGGCCCGGCCGCCCCCCGCGCCCCAGCCCGCCGCCGACCCCGCGCCAGAGUCCCUGCUGCUCAGCCAGGACGAUUUGGCUGUGCAGAUAUCAGAGGAGACCCCAGCAGAUGUGCUGGCCAGGAACAUGAGGAGGCACAGCAGUGCAGGUUCUCCAAGCAGAGAUUCCUCUUUCCAAGACACAGAGACUGACUCCUCUGGGGCACCUCUGCUUCAGGUCUACUGUUGAGGAGAAGGACCCAAGCAGCAGGCAGGAGCUCCAGGGCUGCAGAUUCCUUCUCUGGGUGCUCUGCUGCUUCAGCUCU
Messenger RNA from Dryobates pubescens (Downy woodpecker), 1269 nucleotides. RefSeq names its product keratinocyte differentiation factor 1 (gene KDF1). The transcript has 3 exons. Bases 3 to 1193 code for a protein of 396 amino acids. Gene Ontology annotation, biological process: regulation of epidermal cell division; keratinocyte development. The record is from RefSeq and is a predicted model, not a curated record. NCBI's taxonomy places the organism in Eukaryota, Metazoa, Chordata, Aves, Piciformes, Picidae. Gene Ontology annotation, cellular component: cell junction.